AUGACAACAGAGGAAAAAAUCCAGAAAGCCCUCGCGCUAAGUGUGGAACGUGCCAAGUCACGUGGAUUCACACGUGAGUAUCAAGAUCAGAAGGAGUUCAAAGACAACAUCAUUAGCCUCCAAGAGCUCGCUCCAGCUACAGCUAAGAAAUACGACGAUGUGGUAUUUAUCUGGGGUUUAUGGAGGCUUUCUCGUAAUGAGCCAGUACAGAAAAACUUCUCAAAAGAUGAGCCUGAUCCCACUCCACAACAACUCAAAUUAUUCGCCGAACACUAUAUCACAACGCGAAGAGAGCUUCCUUCCAAGAAAACUACAUGCGGUAGUCUCAUCAGUUUAAUCUCACACUGGGAACGAACGACUUACAGAUCCCUUGACCGUAAAGUCAAGACAGACGUCCUCAACUUUAUUCGCAAUGACCUCACAAAGCAAUAUGGACUACGGACAAAACCUAGAGAGCGGUUUCCAGUCACAGCGAAAGACAUAGACUAUCUUCUUCACUAUCUCUUUAAUCGUGAUUAUCAUGACUUCAAGCAUGAGAGAGCGCGCGUGCAAACUGCCAGCUCUCUAUCCCUAUUCGCAGGUUCGGGCUCUAGAGCAGGAGCUGUUGUUGAAUCGAGCUCGUACCGCAACUCCAAUGAAUGCUUAUACUACAGGCAUAUGAAAUUCCAGAUUAAAUGGGGUAAUGAUGGCGAGUUAAUACGCUGGGUAACAAUUGACUCCGAGUUCCUUAAAGGUCAUCGAUAUAACGAUGAUAUAGACAUGCCUAAAAAUUGGUUUCGAGGGCACCCAGUCCUUGGGAAAAAUUUUGUCUUUUGGGUUAUUGUCCAUGGAGUAGCCGACGGAGCCUUUAAAGGCCUCACUACAGUGGAGAAGGUCCUUAGCAUAACGCCACCGCAAGGGAGAGAGUCGUGGACACUUGAAUGGGAUGCAGACGCAAAAGACCUCCCAUUUUUUCGAGCAGUGACCCCCAACGGCCCGGAAGCUACUAAGGCAUUAUCCUUUUCCUCUUUACACCAUAACAACAAGAGCCUCGCCAAACGUGACGGAUUUAAAGAUAACUUACGGGUUCAUGGGAUUAGAGGUGCGGUUGCAAACAAAAUUGAUCCCAAGGCAUCAGAGGCCACUCGUGGUCAGGCUCUUGAUCACCAAGAUCAUAAUACCUACCUUAAAUACCAGGCUCUACUAAAGGCCUUGGAUAUAGGGGCUUUAUAUAAUGACUUAGAGCCUGACUACGAAUGCCGCGAUAUGGAACAAAGCAUGUCUCACCAUAGGGAUACCAAUGCUCCACAGAAACUCAACGCAGCAACCUUCACCCAAUUCCACGAACGGGAGGAUAUCAUCGAGAUAGAGAAGGCAGUAUCUGACUUAACCCACCAAAUUGACGGCAAGCCUCAAGAUCAUAAAGACCUUACUAUUCAACGAUCAAAGCUUUAUGGCAUUAAAGCCAAGAGGCUACAGAAGUGGAAGGAUGAAUGCGUUAAAAGGUGGUGGGAUAUCUCAUAUGAUGAAUAUAUCGCUGGGAACGACUUCUCCGAACGCGAUAGCACACCCCUUUUCGACAUUUAUAAGAAGUACGUGCCGGAGCGCGCCCGUCUUAGCGAAAACCUCUUUCAAGAAGCAAGUCUUGAUAGCAAGCUUGGAAAACAGUGUCUUAGUGAUUUAGUCACUAUUUGCACGUCCACAGAACGGGUUGCUUACUAUCCUAACAUGUCGCCUAAAGAGGGCCAGUGUCCGACUUGCGCUAAAGUCAUAUCUGAGGUAGGGCCAAACAUAUUUUACAGUGUCAACGAAAAUCCCUAA
This is a messenger RNA of Penicillium longicatenatum, 1800 nucleotides long. RefSeq lists its product as uncharacterized. The record is from RefSeq and is a predicted model, not a curated record. NCBI's taxonomy places the organism in Eukaryota, Fungi, Ascomycota, Eurotiomycetes, Eurotiales, Aspergillaceae. Bases 1 to 1800 code for a protein of 599 amino acids. The transcript is spliced from 7 exons.